UCCGGUUCUCUCUCCACGAUCGUAAUUUGGCCCACGGUUACAGUCAGCCAGUCAGUCAGUCAGUCAGUCAGUAAGACAGCCAGUCAGUCAGGGCUCCCUCGUGUCCAAUCUGCACGGCGCUUUUUUUUUAAGGAGAAAACAGAAACAAGGCGUUUAAUUUUCGCCUCCGACUGCUCCUCUCCAUCCCCUGCAGCCUCCGUCACGGAGGUCCCGCAAGGUGACAGCUGCUCUGCUCCUCUACCUGCACACGGAGAGGAAGAAGAGUCUGUCCUCCCCCCGACCUGACAGACUCCUGACCACGCCCCCUGGUGCUAUAGCCCCGCGCCUCUGGAAGGAUGAGUUCCGCCCCCCACUGCCCCCACCCGUACCCCAACCCGCAGCCCCCUGGGGGGGGGGACCUGCUGGAGGAGCUGCAUCUCAUCGCCGCCCACAACCUGGAGACCCUGGAGGUGGGGCGCUUCUACGAGGUCCUGAGGCAGCUGGGGAAGGGGACCUACGGCAAGGUGGACCUGGUGGUGCACCGAGUCCGAGGCACCAAGAUGGCACUGAAGCUGCUCCGUAAGAAGACGACCAAGCUGAAGUCCUUCCUGCGGGAGUACAGUGCCUCGCUCUUCCUCUCGCCCUGCCCCUUCAUCAUCAGUACGCUGGGCGUCGCCUUCCAGACCGACGACCACUACGUCUUCGCCCAGGAGUUCGCCCCCGCCGGGGACCUCUUCGACAUCAUCCCCCCGCAGGUGGGGCUACCGGAGGGCGUGGCCAAGCGCUGUGUGCACCAGGUGGCGAUGGCGCUGGACUACCUCCACAGCCACCGGCUGGUGCACCGCGACAUCAAGCCCGAAAACGUGCUCAUCUUUGACCGCGAGUGCCGCAAGGUCAAGCUGUCGGAUUUCGGCAUGACGCGGCGCGCCGGCUCCCCGGUGAAGCGCGUGACGGGCACCAUCCCGUACACGGCGCCCGAGCUGUGCGGCGACGCGGCCGCCCCGCCCGACGCGGCGCUCGGCGUGGAGUACAGCACCGACGUGUGGGCCUUCGGCGUGCUGCUCUUCUGCAUGCUCACUGGGAACUUCCCCUGGGAGAAGGCGCUGCCCGCUGACGUCUUCUACGACGAGUUCUCCCGCUGGGAGCGGCGGCGGGGCGGGGCUGGCGGCGUGCCGUCCCAGUGGCGCCGCUUCUCCGACCCCGCCCUGCGCAUGUUCCGCCGACUGCUGGCCGCCGAGCGAGACCGCCGCUGCUCUGUCAAGGAGGUGUUCAGCCACUUCAACCACGCCUGGAUGCUGGAAGCCAGCCCCGCCCCCACAGGGGGCGGCCCCGGGAAUGUCACCGGGAAUGUCAAUGGAAAUGGCACCGGGAGCGUCACCAGGAACAGCACCGGGAGCGUCGUCGGGAGCAGCCCCGGGCCUGUCGGCCCCCCCGGUAGCGGGGGUGUCGUGGCGGGCGUGGGGUUCCCCGUGGAGUUCAGCUCCUCCUCGUCGGAGGAGGAGGUGCUGGUGAGCAGGCUGAAGCACCAGAGUCUGACUCCUAUGGCCGUGGUGAAGGGAGGCGUGCUGGUGGACAAGCGCUACUCCUCCUCCUCCUCCUCCCUGUCCGUUGGUGGCUCCGCCUCCUCCGCCAGCAGCUAUGAGCGCACCGGUCGCGACGCCAGCGGCCGCAUUCUACUGGCCACCCCCAUCGAGAUCUGCGUGUAACGAUGGGGUUGUUUGGUUUAGUGUGUGGUGUUUAGGGCGAUGUCACGUGCACUCACACAUGCACGCACGCGGAGGCACGCACGCCGCCCAGCGCUGGAGUCUGACGAAGAGGAGGAGGAUGAUGAUGUUUUGCCAUUUAGGAAGAGAGGACACCAGUGCAGGCAUUCCGGUUGCCAGGGUUACGGAGCUUCGGAGCAGCUACGGCCACGCCCUUCUUCAUAUUGCCAAAGUGUUUGUCGUUCAUCGAUCGUUUCCGAUAUCGAUCGAGAGAACGAGUCUUUGCGGUGCUGUACAGAGAAGAACGAAGAGACAAUCCACCGAGAGAUGUGAAUAAACACUUUACUGACAGCGAACUGACAGCCAAUCACUGAGACUGAGAGAGAACGCGCCCAGCUUGGGUUCAACAGAACCUCAGCAGCGAUGCAGCAACAUUCUGUGACGACAUCACAACAUGUAGACCUGUCUGUAUGCAUCAGGCCUCCAGUUUUGUACAACUCAUGUAGGCCGACACAGAGGUACAUUCUGGUUACCAGUAGUGACAGAAGAGACUAUGGGUUGUACAAAUUUAGAACAUACACAUUUUUGUUAAUUUAUUUUAAUUGCUUAUGAUUUUUCUUUUUUUACAUAAAUGGUGUUUUGUUAUCGUUGUCAUUAUCAUUCGUGUUUGGAUGGAAUUGUUCAUUUGAGUAAAAGUCAAAUAUAAUUAAAUGGGUUUUAUUGAGUGGCAGUUAAGAUUUAUCUGCUGUUUUUGCUGAUGGAUUAGUAGCUGCUGUCAGAGGCUUUAGAAGUAGAUUUAUCUCAGUUACAAAAAACUACUUUAAUUCUUGGCAAGUAAAAAUAAUAAAUACGAAAGACGGAUGGAUAUAAUAUGUGAAUAUUUGAAAACUUGAAAAUAACUUGAAUUUAAUUUAGAAUAUUUCAGCCCACAAUUUAAUGUACGUGUGUGCAUUACUGAACUGAUCAUUGUUUUAAACAAAAACCAAGCUAAUAAUGGUCAGAUACAGUGGUAUCCUGAUUACUUAUACUUUUCUUACUUAUUAUGUAUUUAUUAUUUAGUACCGUGAAGUUGGUUUGGAAGUAUGAUGGCGAAUCGUGGGAAAGUAAUGCAGGGAACGGAGAAUUAGUGGAAGAGUAUUUUCUCUUGCUCUCAUUUUUUUUUGCAUGUGAUUGAUUUUGUUCUGGUGGUUUAACAGUUGAGAUGAACAUGGCUGGAGUCUGAACUUAACCUGCCUGCAAUCCUGGCUACACAAUAAUACGUUGUAUAUGGUAAGAUUAUAUGAUUUUAAAGGUUUGGUCGCUGAAGGAUUCAAAUUGGAUCAUUUUUAUUCUUCUUUUGAUCGUCUCGUUUCCUAUUGGUUCAUUUCAAUGUUGUAAUUUAAUCGUUAUAAUCGUGACGUUCCUGUGUGGUUUGUACCCAGCGUACAUUGCCAGGCUGUUCCCGACUUUAAACGCUCGACUUGGGACUUGAAUAACUGUGUUGUUGUUGUGGUCUGUGUAUAAAGAUGAAAGCAGACACAAUGACUGAUUGCUUCUAAAAAUCACACAUAAUGGGCGAGAAACUUUUUAAAAUAAGACGACAGACAGAUGAAGCUGAGAUUAAAUAAAUAACACUGUGCUAUAAAAAGAGGGAGGGUUCUUUUUCUGGGGUGUGGAUGAUUGCUGUUUAUAGAGACAGGGAAUGACUCCAUAAGCCACAUCCAUCAUUGUCUACGCUUGUUAACUGUAUAAUGUUAUUCUAAACGUGGAGGUUUACAGUGAGGACAGGAACAGCGUCUCAGAAUGUAAAAGCACCAGGGUCAAAGUUCAAUGUUGUGGCCUGGUACGUAAAGGUAGAAAACGACUAAUUUGUGUUG
Molecule: messenger RNA, 3538 nt
Organism: Gadus chalcogrammus (walleye pollock)
Lineage: Eukaryota; Metazoa; Chordata; Actinopteri; Gadiformes; Gadidae
Product: serine/threonine-protein kinase SBK1-like
Exons: 4
Coding region: 336-1685 (449 amino acids)
Biological process (GO): peptidyl-threonine phosphorylation; peptidyl-serine phosphorylation
Molecular function (GO): ATP binding; protein serine/threonine kinase activity
Source: RefSeq, a predicted model, not a curated record